Messenger RNA from Clonostachys rhizophaga, 1674 nucleotides. NCBI's taxonomy places the organism in Eukaryota, Fungi, Ascomycota, Sordariomycetes, Hypocreales, Bionectriaceae. The record is from the annotation of a GenBank genome assembly.
AUGUGUUCGACCAGCUCCCCCGUCCGUGUUGCGCUAGAGGAGACUCGGGGGAGAACUGGUUCGUAUCUUUGCCUGAGCCACCGAUGGUGUCGAAGCGAAACGGAAAGGACUAGGACGACGCUAUCCAACUACCAAGAGCGCCAAGCAGGAUCGGGAUUUGAGAAUCUUGAUCCCCUCUUCCUCGACGUGUUCCUUGUGGCUGCCAGGAUCAGCGUUGAAUAUGUUUGGAUAGAUAGCCUUUGCAUUAUCCAAGACAGCCCUGAAGAUUCGAAGACUGAAUCUGCCCAAAUGUCAGAUUACUACCAGAAUGCAGUCUUAACCAUUAUGGCGGCAAUUCCGCCCGAAAAGAGAGCCCUGGGCCUGUUUCAUUUCCCUGAGUACCAUCUAUACAAGCUUUAUCGACUGCCUUACCGGAAUACAACAGGCACACGGGACGGUUACUUCUAUCUAUCCCGUCAGUUUGACCAGCUUGCUGAACAAGGGAAGGAUGUCGAGAAAAAUGAAUUGCUUUCUCGGGGCUGGGUAUUCCAGGAGCGGAUGUUCAGCCGCCGAAUUGCUUGGUACACAGAGCAAGGCAUCAUUCUACAAUGCAAAUGCCAAGAAGCAGAGCGCUGGAGUGCCUCUUCAGUGGACUUAGAUCCGAGUCCUGGUAUCGAGCGUCUUCUUUGCUGUCUAUACCAAACAUCGUUCAAAUUUAAGGGUCUUCCGGGAUACGGAUUUGAAACCCUCAGUGGCCCAUUUAGCUGGCAUGCGAUUGCAUCCAAAUAUUCCGCACUGAAAUUAUCCAAGCCGUGGAAAGAUCGCCUCAUUGCCUUGAAAGGCGUUGCCCAGGAGUAUGCAGCCCAGGAAGGAAAAAGUAGUCUAGUAUGUGGCCUUCGACCAUGGUGUCUCGAUCUAGACUUACUUUGGGAACAAAAGGAACCGGGCAUACACUCUCGACUUGACGGGUUCCCGACGUGGUCAUGGGCGUCUAUUGACACGUCAGUGGUAUGGGCCAACGUCCAUAAUGUCAUCGCGUUGAUGGAGCUCAGGACAAUCACUUCCACGGCUGGAAACCAUUCUCAGGACCCCGGAACAGGGACAGGGUCAGGGACGACGACCGAUAGAGAGGAGAGGAAUGGCUCCUUCUAUGAGGGUCUGGUCACCCUCCCUCGGCAUAAAAGCGUAACAACCGGCCAAGUAGUCGCAGCCUCGCAGGCUCCAGAGGCCAGCCUAAAUGCCCUGCACAUUUUCGGCCGCCUUCUGCCCGUCAUUUUCGGUCCUGUUCUUAACCGACCUUCUGAUGUUCAAUUUCGCUUAGCCAGUCAUUAUGCAUGUCGAAAGAAUCAAUGGCCAUCCCGCGAAGUCCCACGACGGCUGGUCUCCCUGACGACCGAGCAAGGCGCCAUUGCCGGCUGGAGCUCUCUUGAGGAGCCUGAUCUUCAGGAUGACCAGGCGUUUGUGCCAAACCCCAUUAUUUUUGCACUAUUUGUAUCCGUAUCUUCUGUUUAUCGCUAUGGGACAACUCGUUUUAAGGCUCUCUACGGGAAAGAAGAUAUUUUCAAUGUGCUAUUUAUACGGCCAAGUGGCAUACUGACGAACGGGUUUGUGAGGCUUGGGACGGGUCGACUCUUCGGGUCAAAGGUGCAGGACGCAAUUCGCUUAAGCCGCAAUAGGGAUAUUGUAUUGCUCUGA